Molecule: messenger RNA, 1473 nt
Organism: Tauraco erythrolophus (red-crested turaco)
Lineage: Eukaryota; Metazoa; Chordata; Aves; Musophagiformes; Musophagidae
Product: cytochrome P450 2J6
Biological process (GO): xenobiotic metabolic process
Cellular component (GO): intracellular membrane-bounded organelle; cytoplasm
Molecular function (GO): iron ion binding; oxidoreductase activity, acting on paired donors, with incorporation or reduction of molecular oxygen, reduced flavin or flavoprotein as one donor, and incorporation of one atom of oxygen; heme binding
Source: RefSeq, a predicted model, not a curated record
AUGUUAACAGUAAGUGUGGUGCUGGUGUUUUUUGUGGUGUCUCUGCUCUUUAUGCAGUUUUUGAAAUUGCAAUGGAUGCGAAGACGAUUUCCUCCUGGACCAACUCCAUACCCCUUCUUUGGAAAUCUGCUGCAGAUGAACUUCCACAUUCAUCAUGAUAUCCUUAAAAAAAUGGCCAAAAUGUAUGGCAAUGUCUUCACCUUAUGGGUUUCAAAUAUUCCUAUUGUUGUCCUGCAAGGGUUUCAGGCAGUGAAGGGAGGUCUGACUGUCCAUGCUGAAGACGUUGCUGGGAGGCCAACAAGCAAUAUCAUUCACAUUCUGAAUCACGGAAAUGGUAUUAUGUUCUCUAAUGGUCAUCUCUGGAAGCAGCAACGGCGUUUUGGACUUGCAGUGAUGAGGAAAAUGGGAGUGGGGAAAAAAGACCAGGAGCGUCAACUACAAGAGGAGGCCUGUCACCUGGUGGAAUACUUAAAGAAAACAAAUGGAAAACCUCUGGACCCCUCUAUGCCUGUCAUGCGUGCUGUCGCAAAUGUGAUUUGUUCUGUCAUUUUUGGACAUCGCUUCUCUGAAGAUGAUGAAAAUUUUCUCCACUUGAUUCAGUCCGCUGAUAAUAUAGGAGCAUUUAUUAACAGCAUCUCUUUUUUUAUAUGUGAAACGUUUCCCUGGUUUGCACAUCAUUUCCUAGCAUCAUUUAAACAGUUUGCAUCCAACAUAAAGUUUUUAAACACACUAUUCACAAAGGAACUUGAAAGCCGCAAAGAAAAAGGAAAACCAGAUGAAAAUCAAGAUUUUAUUGAUUACUAUUUGGAUGAGAUAGAUAAAACUAAAGGAGAUAGUCAUGCUACUUAUGAUGAAGAAAACUUGAUCCAGAGUGUUUUUGACCUCUUUCUGGCAGGUACAGAAACUACAGCCACCACCUUACGUUGGGCGUUGCUCUAUAUGGUGGUUUAUCCUGAUAUUCAAGAGAAAGUCCAGAAGGAGCUGGAUGCUGUUCUGGGUUGUUCCCAUUUAAUUUGCUACGAGGACAGAAAAAAGUUGCCCUAUACAAAUGCCGUAAUUCACGAGAUCCAGCGAUACAGUAAUAUAGUCUUAGUAGCUCUUCCUAGACAGACCGUGAAGGACACAGAGCUGCUGGGAUUUCCCAUUCCAAAGAACACCAUAAUUUUAUCAAAUAUUGACUCUGUUCUAUCUGAUCCUGGAAAAUGGGAGACACCUGAUCAGUUCAACCCAGGCCACUUUCUGGAUAAAGAUGGAAACUUUGUAAACAGAGAAGCGUUCUUACCGUUUUCCAUAGGGCACCGUGUAUGCAUGGGGGAGCUGUUGGCUAGGAUGGAGCUCUUUAUUGUCUUCUCCACCCUGUUGCAGGCUUUCACGUUCACCCUGCCAGAAGGAGUGAAAGAAGUCAAUACAAAGCUUGUUUUUGGGAGCACAAUGAAGCCACCUCCCUACCAGCUCUGUGCCAUUCCUCGGUAG